Drosophila gunungcola (fruit fly) is the source of this 3096-nucleotide messenger RNA. RefSeq names its product T-box protein H15 (gene mid). Lineage: Eukaryota; Metazoa; Arthropoda; Insecta; Diptera; Drosophilidae. Gene Ontology annotation, cellular component: nucleus. Gene Ontology annotation, biological process: regulation of transcription by RNA polymerase II; positive regulation of DNA-templated transcription; heart development. Gene Ontology annotation, molecular function: DNA-binding transcription factor activity, RNA polymerase II-specific; RNA polymerase II cis-regulatory region sequence-specific DNA binding. The transcript has 4 exons. Bases 275 to 2077 code for a protein of 600 amino acids. The record is from RefSeq and is a predicted model, not a curated record.
CAAUUCAGUUCAACGUCGCCUGCCUUCCGUUGCGCACACACUCAGUCCGCGAGAUACUCAGUUCGCGUGCGCCAAAGAUAGAGAGAUACAAAGAUACAAACAGCAGAAAAGAUACAGAUACAAAGCGUAGAAAGCCAAUCUACAAAGUGCUGAAAAUGCAGCUUGCUUUAUAAGUGCCAAGUGUUGACAAGUGUCCAGAUACAGUAUAUCGAAAUACCUGAAAAAAACAGGUGUCCAGCUAAAUCCUCGCUAAAGAACUACAAGUACCCACAAAAUGCUGGUCGGUUCGCAUCCGUAUCUGUGCAACGGCGUUCCCGUCGCCCCCGCAAAUCCCGCUGCCAAUGGCAGUGCGCAAACCACAACGACGACGGCCAGCAAAAGUGCCGCCGGCUCAGCGACGGACUUCUCCAUCGCCGCCAUAAUGGCCCGCGAAGAUGCCUCCAGUCGGGAGUCCUCCAUUCGCAGUGCAAGUCCCAUUUCGGUGGAGGAUGAGGUUGACGUUGAUGUGGUUGACUGCAGCGAUGCCGAGGAGCCGCCGACCAAGGCCCGACGUUUGAACCACCAUCAGCACCACAAUCACAAUCACCACCACCACCAUCAGCACCACAAUCACAAUCACAAUAACAACAAUCAUAGCAACAGCAACAACAACAACAACAAUAACAAUAAUAAUGUGGCACACAAGAGUCGCAACAGCGCCGGCGCCGUGGCACAAACAACAGCUUCCGCCGAAUCGCAGCUAAAUACCAGCUCGACGAGCAGCCAAGGACGCUGCUCCACGCCGCCCCAAUCGCCGGGCACGGAGGACAGUGAGGAGCGUUUAACACCCGAACCGGUGCAGAAGGCACCCAAAAUCGUUGGCUCCUGCAAUUGCGACGAACUGAAGCCGGUGCAAUGCCACCUGGAGACCAAAGAGCUGUGGGAUCGCUUUCACGAUCUCGGCACCGAGAUGAUCAUCACCAAAACGGGCAGACGCAUGUUCCCCACUGUGCGCGUCAGUUUCUCGGGUCCGCUGAGGCAAAUCCAGCCCGCCGAUCGCUACGCCGUGCUGAUGGACAUCAUUCCCAUGGACUCGAAGCGGUAUCGCUACGCCUACCAUCGGUCCGCUUGGCUGGUGGCCGGCAAGGCCGACCCCGCCCCCCCAGCCCGCCUCUACGCCCAUCCCGACAGCCCCUUCAGCUGCGAGGCGCUGCGCAAACAAGUUAUCUCCUUCGAGAAGGUGAAGCUGACUAAUAACGAAAUGGAUAAAAACGGACAGAUUGUUUUGAACUCGAUGCACCGAUACCAGCCCAGGAUUCACUUGGUGCGUUUGAGCCAUGGCCAGAGCAUUCCGUCGAAUCCCAAGGAACUGCAGGACUUGGACCACAAGACCUACGUGUUCCCGGAAACGGUGUUCACGGCGGUGACGGCCUACCAGAAUCAGUUGAUCACCAAGCUGAAGAUCGACUCGAAUCCGUUUGCCAAGGGAUUCCGCGACUCCUCCCGCCUCACCGACUUCGAUCGCGAUCCCAUGGAGGCACUGCUGCUGGAGCAGCAGCUCCGUUCGCCACUGCGUCUGUUUCCCGAUCCGCUGAUGCAACAGUUUGCCGCCCAAGGCGAUCCCUCCUCGAUGGCCCUCUUUGAGAAGGCCCGCCAGCAUCUGCAAAUGUUCGGCGGCAAUUCACCGUACGCCCAGCUGAUGAUGCCACAAAUGUACCAGGCGGCUGCGGCGGCAGCGGGACCACCACCACCGCCGCCGGGACUGGGCGCCUUCCACAUGUUCCAGCAGCAGUGGCCGCAACUCACCGCCGGUUUCUUGGCGAGCGCCAAUCAGCAGGCCGCCGCCGCUCAAGCUCAAGCGCAAGCGCAGGCGCAAGCGGCCGCCGCUGCAGCGGUAAUGGCCGCCAACCGGACGCCGCCGCCCCCGCCUACCGCAUCCACGCCCUCGUCGACGUCGUCGGGAUCUCCAUCGCCCGAUAUGCGACCGCGGCAAUAUCAGCGGUUCAGUCCAUACCAGCUGCCCGGCGGUCAGGGGCCGCCCACCUCCGCCGCCGGCUCUCCGCCCGUCGUAACCGCCUCCCGCAGCCCCGCCCACUAGGCUAGCAAGCUGCCCCUGCCCCCAAGUUCUUGCCACGAGCAGUAUUAAAAACAAAACACAUUGAGGCUAGAAGUUGUCUAAAGUAAAACUAUUGCAGUGAAGGUAAAACAAUACUUUUAAAAGUUGCGAACAAAUAUUGAAAAAAGUAUUUAUAUAUCUCAUAAAGAUUUUUUUUUACGUAAAACUUUUAUUUUUAAUUGAAAAGAUAACCUAAAUAAGAAAUUUUUAAAGUUUCGUUCAUUUGAUUUUUGUGACAAAGACCCAAGUUACUAAGUGUGUAAAAGCUAAAUGCAAAUAAAAAAAACCACAUUUCUUGCAUUUAAAUUAUAUAUAUAUAAUUUCUUUAAAAACUUUAUGACAUCAAAUUUUAAAUUUUAGACAACUUCCAGACUCAGUGCAAACGGAACAAAAAAAAAACUAAACCUCGUUUUGAAUGUUGUAAAUUAUUUGUUGUUUAUAUGAAAAGCAAAGAAAACAUUUCUCUCUAUUUGUUGUAAAAAUUUUAAAUUAUUUAUAAGCUGUACAGUUUUUCUCACUUUCCCCUAGAGAAUUUUUGUAAUUUAGUUUUAUUUAUUGUACAAAUGUUUCAAUGUUGUUCAAAAACUCAUCUCAGUGUAAAGUUAGAACGAAAUUCACUCAAAAACUAUGCAAACACAAGAAAAAAAAAACAAAUUAAUAUAUAUAAAUAAAAACGCUGCACGAUUGUAAACUAUAUGUAUGUAGCUAUAUAUAGUGUAAACAUUAACCGUUAGUUAUGCUAUUACAUCUAAAGAUAUAUUUAUAGUAUUAACAAUAAAUUCAUAGACGCUUCAGUUAGUUCUAUUUAUCCGGCGAAAAGGAGAAGAUUUAUUUAGCAUAAAUUAGAAGAGAAUAAAACCAUAAUCUGUAUUCAAUGUGAACGCUAAAAAAAAGUGAAAACACGAAAAAUAUUUAAACAAAAAUUAUCAAACAAAAAACACACACAAAAAAAAACACAAACAUAUAAAAACAAAUCAAAAAUAAAUAAAAAUAUGUGAACC